AGAGGAGCCAGAGAGAGGACCGAGUCUGCUAGUGACAGUCUUCGGGCUGAGAGUGGGUCCCCGAGGGUCCCAGGACAGAGCAGCGCUCACCAUGCUGCUCUGCCUCACCCUGCUUCUCCUGAUGGGGCUGUCUGCGUGCGCUGGGGCAGGUGACAAGGAACUGGCACUUGGUGCUGAAGCAGGGUCCUGGGUGACCGUGACCCUGGAGGAAGAUGUCAUCCCCAGCAUUCAGCUCCAGCUCGGGGAGGUGAAGAGGGGCAAAGCGAGCCAGUUCUUUGGACUGAUGGGGAAGCAGGUGGGAGGAAUACCUCCCAUCCAGCCAGAGAGAACAGGGUAUCAGCAAGGACCAGUAGUCCAGGGCCUCCUGGGCAGGGGAGGACCAUCUACAGAAGGCAGAGAGGAUGAGGACCAGGGGUCAGAGUGA
Hippopotamus amphibius kiboko is the source of this 424-nucleotide messenger RNA. It is a transcript of the gene TAC4, whose product is annotated as tachykinin precursor 4. Bases 92 to 424 code for a protein of 110 amino acids. The record is from RefSeq and is a predicted model, not a curated record. Lineage: Eukaryota; Metazoa; Chordata; Mammalia; Artiodactyla; Hippopotamidae. The transcript is spliced from 5 exons.